AUGACUACUGUUGAGCUCGCACACAGCUCAACCCGAAACCAGAAGAUCGAGCGAAUCUGGGUCGACGUUGGCGAAGGCUUUGUCCGGCGAUGGCGAGUCUUCUUCACUCGUCUUGAAGGCAUGCAUGGUCUCGAUGCAGGCAAUCCUGCACAUCUGUGGCUCUUGCAUGAGCUUUUCCUCAGUGACAUCGACACCGAUGCCGAUAACUGGGUCCAGAACUGGAACCUGCAUAAGUUGUCAGGGAAGCAUCGAAACCAAACCCCAUCGGAUAUUCGGCACUUGGCCAAAGUCACUGUUGGGAUGUACGAGGACGAAUAUGCCGACAUUGACCCUGAUAUCCUCACCGAGUAUCUCGGUGUAGAGGGGGCCCCGAGGGGUCGCAGGCGAGGCCAGACUGGUGCAGGUCAUUCGAACGAUACAGACGAUGAAGACGAGCCACUGGAGGGUGACCUCGAUAGCGAUGCAGAGGCCAGCGACAAGGAAGCAUCGAACAUCCGACAUGCUGCUAUCAAGGUUGCUCGCCACAAGAAUCCCUUUGAAUCACAGGAGGACGAAGAUGCCUUCUGGGUAACCUUGGACAGCGUCACUGACACUGGCUUUGUUCCUCGGCACAUGAACAUUCGCGAAGAGGAGUGGGAACAGGAUGGGUAUCCAACGCACGAGAAUCUUGUUGUUGGGAAGAGAAAGCCACCUCUUCGGGUUGAGCUGCCUCACGAGCUGUGGUUGCCCCGAGCCGAGGCAUGGUGUAGGGCUGUUUGGGUUCUAACCCAAAUCCUCAGCAAGGGGAGCAGCUCAUCGGAGAGUGGCUCAUCAAGCUCAUUGGAGAGCGACUCAUCGAGCUCGUCUGGUUCUGAUCAUAGCAUGAACACUGACGAUGUAUGA
Molecule: messenger RNA, 882 nt
Organism: Rhodofomes roseus
Lineage: Eukaryota; Fungi; Basidiomycota; Agaricomycetes; Polyporales; Fomitopsidaceae
Exons: 3
Coding region: 1-882 (293 amino acids)
Source: RefSeq, a predicted model, not a curated record